Molecule: messenger RNA, 1683 nt
Organism: Didymodactylos carnosus
Lineage: Eukaryota; Metazoa; Rotifera; Eurotatoria; Philodinida; Philodinidae
Source: the annotation of a GenBank genome assembly
AUGGUAAAAAGCAAUCCGAGUUCAUGUGGAAGAGAUAUUCCUAGUGGCAGAGCUUAUCAAGAAAUAUUGCAAGGAAAAAAUAAUCACACACUGACCCUUUUCUUCAGUGGAGAUGGCGCUCCUCUAUGUGUGAGUAACAGCAAAUCAGUUUGGGUUUUAUCUGCCAGUAUAGUGGAAAUUCCGCCUCAGUAUCGUUAUUCUUUUCAGAAUAUGUUGCUUUUACAAUUCAGUAUAGGUUUAUCCAAACCUAACUUGAUAUUAACAUUGGGGCCAGUUAUUGAGCAAUUGCUAGAAAUGAAACAAAAUGGUUUAAGUCUUGUUGUCAAUGGACAACAAACGCUGUUUGAUAUUCAAUUCCUUUUCUUUACAGCUGAUUCUCCAGCAUUAUCUCUAUUCUCUAACUUUAUCAGUAGCGCAGGUCUUUGUUCGUGUUUUGUUUGUCUUGCUCCUGGAAAGUAUGAUUACAAUUUGGCGAAAGUUGUUUACACAACCGUUGAUAAUGGACAUCGAAGUCUUAGAGAUUAUUAUCGAGAUGUUUCAGUCGCUGAGGAGAAAAGACAACGUUCUACUGCUAAGAAAGAUCCUACUUCUCGCGGUGUUAAAGGUCGUUCUGUUCUUGAACCACUUUUUCCUGGUCGUCUAAUACGUUGUUUGCGACCUGAUUACAUGCAUUCUACAAUCAAAUGCGUUUUUGACUCAAUGUUAGCUAUAAUUCUCGAUCUAUUGCCGAAAGCUGUGACAGAUAUUGUUGAUAAUCGUUUGUUAUUUGUGUCUCUUCCACAUGAUUUUACUAGAAAACUCAGAUCACUAAAAUAUUCUAAUUAUUAUAAAGCAAACGAAUCAAGGACGUUGAUGUUAUAUGUUUUUCUUCCAUGUUUAUAUGGUCUUGUCGACUCUCUGUUUUUUGCUCGACUUUGUCUGUUCGUCUGCGCUGUGCGACUAAUACACGGUGAUUCACGUGUUAUUGAACAUUGUGAAGAUGUAGCCGAUAAUCUGUUUUCUUUAUUUAUCACGUCGAAUGAUGACGGAUUACGAAAGUUAUCAAAUCUAUCUUUACAUAUCCAUUCUCACUUUGGUUUUUUCUCGAAAGAAUUUGGCAGUCCAAAUUAUUCUAGUUGUUUCCCGUUUGAGCGAUUUUUACGUUUGUUUAUUAGAAAUAAACAUGGAACAACAAAUUUCGGAGAGCAACUUUCUUUGUACCACGAUAUUGACAGAUAUCUUGCUUCAGUUAGUGAUGGUCUACUUCAUUGUGCAAACGAAAGUGAAAUUCUUUUACUUGAUCCUUUCUCAGACGGCGAUUUAGCUGCAAAAGUCGCUCUAGAAGUUACAUGUGGGUGCGAAAUGAAGCUAUAUCGUCGUGUGAAGUUCAAACAUAACGUAUUCCAUUCUCUUUCCUAUCAGAAAAAAGGCGGUUCCAAUAGUUAUACAGUCCAAAUCUCCCAUGAUCCGUCCAAAAUUACAGAUAAAAAUCGAUCAUUUAUGGAAAUAAUUUGUUUUGGAGAGUGUGCUCAUACGGUUUUAUGUUUUGGUGAAGUAGUAAACGAAGAUCCUCUGCAAAAAUUUUCUGAUUUCUCUGUUGGCAGCGAUUUUUCUAAUGUGUUAGCGGAACAAUUAACUAUUUUUUUGCAAUUGUUCAACCAAAAGCUAAAAAACGUACUCGUCUUAUUUUGGUUCAACAUUUAA